Cariama cristata (Red-legged seriema) is the source of this 2653-nucleotide messenger RNA. It is a transcript of the gene LUZP1, whose product is annotated as leucine zipper protein 1. The record is from RefSeq and is a predicted model, not a curated record. NCBI's taxonomy places the organism in Eukaryota, Metazoa, Chordata, Aves, Cariamiformes, Cariamidae. The transcript has 2 exons. The annotation marks the transcript as partial.
AUGGCAGAAUUUACAGGCUACAAGGAAACCUCAAAUCGGCACCUGCGAUUCAAAUUGCAGAGUCUCAGUCGCCGCCUUGAUGAACUGGAGGAAGCAACCAAAAAUCUGCAGAAAGCAGAGGAUGAGCUGCUUGACCUCCAGGACAAAGUUAUCCAGGCAGAAGGCAGCAACUCCAGCAUGCUGGCUGACGUUGAAGCCCUGCGGAAAAGAGUGCUGAAGAUUGAAGGCAAGGAUGAAGAAAUUAGGAAGGCUGAAGAACUUUGCCGGUUAAUGAAAGAAAAACUUGAAGAGGAAGAGAGCCUCACCCGAGAGCUGAAGUCAGAAAUCGAACACCUUCAGAAGAGAAUGGCAGAGCUGGAGAAGCUGGAGGAGGCCUUUGGCAGGAGCAAGAACGACUGUACGCAGCUGUGUCUUAGCCUCAAUGAAGAAAAGAACUUGACCAAAAAGAUAUCUACAGAAUUAGAAAUACUUAGAGUGAAAGUGAAAGAACUGGAAGCAUCUGAGGACAGGCUGGAUAAAACUGAGCAGAGCUUAACGGGCGAGUUAGAAAAACUGAAAUCCUUAGCACUGAGCUUUAUCACUGAAAGAAAACAUUUUAAUGAAAGAGAAAAGCAGAAUGAAAAAAUAAUCCAGGAGCUAACACAGAAACUAGAACAAAACAAUAAACUAAAUAGGGCAGAUCAAACUAGAAAUGCAUCCAACUUGCUAGAAAGGUCAUCAAAUAAUCUCCUGGACAGAAAUGAUUUGAGAAUUGAAGAUGACUUGACUUCUGCGUUGCCCUCUAAGGAGACCAGGAGGAAGGGAAGUGUGGAUUACCUGAAACAUGUAGAAAAUGAAACCAGGAAUAAAUCAGAAAAUCAAAAGAAUAAAAAUCAGGAAGACAACAAAGUGAAAGAUCUCACCCAAGAAAUCGAGAAACUUAAAACUCAGAUCAAACGUUUUGAAUCUUUAGAAGAAGAACUUAAAAAAAUGAGAGCCAAAAACAAUGACCUGCAAGACAGUUACUUGAGUGAACAGAAUAAAAACAAACUCCUAAUGGGUCAGUUAGAAGAAAUAAAAAUGCAAAUAAAGAAACAGAAAGAUCUGGAGAAUGGGGAGGUCGAAAAUGAAGAUACAAGCUUUUCUAGCAGGGGAAAACAUGACAGACCUAAAUACAGAGGUGUCACAGCUGAUUUGACAGCUGCCAAGCACAAGCCAAGAGAGCUCUCACCGCAACAGCGCCGGGAAAGAGCAAGGAACAGAGAUUUCUCUGUGCCCAGUCCAAGCUUAAUGAACAGAAAAGCAGGAAAAGCAUCUGGUGCAUCUGCCCUUUCAGACACUGCUGUGACAGAUACAAAAAGACUGGAAGAGAAAUCUUUAGUUUCCACUUUUUCUUCUGGUCAGAAGGAAGGCUGCGUCACGCAGAAUGAGGGGAAAAGAUCAAAAGAGCAGCCAUCUGUCCUCAGCCGAUAUCCUCCUGCUGCACAGGAGCAGAAAUCUUGGAAAGCACCUUCCAAACCUGUUGGUGACACAGGCCUGAGAUCCAAGUCUGAAAAGCCAUCUCAGGUGCUCCGUGGCAACUGCCAAACAGGUGCUGAUGCACAGGAUGAGAAGUCAAGCAGAGGAGAAUCAGUGGCUUCUUUGGCUGAGAAGCUGAAAACAAGUAAAGCUGAAAUCCGUGACUGCUCAGGGGACACGCUGCUCACCAGGGGUAAUCACACCUCUUCCAACAGCACAGCUUCGGCGUACAGGUACCACCUCUCCUCCCAUCUGUCGGCGUCGGACUCCACUGGCUCUAAAGUGGAAGCAGCUAACACUGUUGCUGCAUCACACAGACAGCCCUCAGAGGGGAGGGCUAAAAGAGCAAUAAUCUCCCAGGAAAAAGAGUUCACAGACACAUCACUUGAAAGUGCGAAGCCUUCACCACUAACAAAGUGUUCUCAUCGCUCCAGGAGUCAGGAAGACAUUCUGCAGAUUCUCACAGGUCUUGAUAAAGAAGACACAGAGCAGUCUUCAACUUCAGCAACGGAUCAUGUAAAUGCUGGCUUAAAAAUGGACUCCAAAACCAUCCAGAGUAACCAGGAAAAACUUAAUUCAGAUGAAGAAUUGGGAAGAAGCAAAAAACCAACCAACCACUCAGAUUUGGAGACAAGAAAGAAAGCCAGUUCCAAGCAGUUCUCCAAUUCCAGGGGAGUUUUUAGAGCAUCACUUUUUGAAAAUGACAAAAACACUGUAAAUGAUGAAGACUCUACCAAGUGUAUAAAACCAUCAGAUGCCAGCACUGGAGGAUUUAAAUCCAGAAGGUUGUUCAGCCCGAGAGAAGCUCUGAGAUCAAAAGCUGUCAUUAAACCUGCAAUUGUUGAAAAGGAUAUGAAGGCAGUCAUGGGAGGUACUGUUUCUGAGGCAGAGUCAGAAAAACAGAAGUCUGUUUUUAAAAUGGUAACAAAUAAAAUGACAAGCAGCAUCACAAUCUUCCCUUCUGAGCCAACAGCUGCAAGGACCAGUGCAGAUCUAGCAGCAAAGGAAAGGCAUGUUACCACCAGCAACAUCAGAGUUGCUCCAAAUGAGCCUUCACCAAUAACAAACAAUCUCUCCACACCCUUUGAGAUAUCUAUUAAUAAGUGUGCUCUGAAAUUAUCUGAGAUGGACACAGUUGGAGAGGCAGCACCGAGAA